CUGAAGAAGUACACGUAGCAGCUGCUUCUUGCAGGUCGUCUCGCAAACUUCUGAAGACAAAGAAAGCCAGCCUCGUUUACUGCCGCCGGCGCCACAUUUAUAGUUAUCUAUAUUGUCACUGCAUUAAUAAACAACACAUUGUAGAAGCUCUAGCCGCGCCGCCGACAUCUCUGGAAGAGAAUGCGCCGCAAGAAGCAUAAGCAGACCCGCCGAGCCACAAACUACUACCGCAUCAACUAUGGCUUCCACGAGCCAUACAAGGUGCUGCUGGACGGGAACUUCAUCCACGCAACCCGCGCCUUGAACCUGAGCGAGCUGGACACGCACCUGCCCCGACUGCUGGGCGGCACCUGCAAGCUGUACACCACAAAGUGUGUGACAAAGGAGCUGCGCGCGCUUGGCAAGGACUACGCCGGCUCGGCCGCCGCCGCGCGCCAGUUCAUGCUACACAAGUGCCCGCACUGCGGCGGCGGCGGCGAGGCGGCAGGGGGGCAGGGGAAAGGCGGGAAGCGGGGCGCUGAGGGAGAGGGCGCGGAGGAGGAUGAGGAGGAGCAGGAGGAGGGCGGGGAGGAGGGCGCCGGCGGCGGGAAGAAGGGCAGCGGCAAGCAGCCCGUCCCGGCCGCGGAGUGCAUCCGAGCGUGCAUAGGCGCUCGCAACGAGGGGCACUGGUUCGUGGCCACGCAGGACUCGGCGCUGCGGAGGGCGCUGGGCAAGAUCCCCGGCUGCCCGCUGGUGUUCUGCACGGUCAACGGCGUACACCUCGAGACGCCGUCCGAGGUGACCAAGCAGAAGGCGGCGGAGGCCGAGGCAGCCACGCAAAAGGUGUCCAAACACGAGGCGGCAGCCCAGCCGCUGCUGCGGCCCGAGCAGCUGGCGGAGUUACGGAAGGAGGCGGCGGCGGCGGCGGCGCGGGCGCGGGCGGGCGCCGCAGGGGGGGCGGGUGGCAGUGGCGGCGGCGGCGGGGCGGCGGGGGGGCUGGGCACCAGCGCCCGGUUCCGGCGGAACAAGGCCAAGGGACCCAACCCGCUCGCCAUGAAGAAAAAAGCCAAGGGGGACGCCAAACCCAAGAUGCCGUCAGGCGCGGCGCUGGUGGCGGCGGCGAAGGCGGCGGCAACCGCGGCGGCGCCGCCACGUGCCAAGCCGGCGGCCGCCAGUUCCGAUGGCGGCGGCGGCGCGGGGGCAAUGGCGCGGAAACGGAAACGUGCCAAGGGUGGGCCGGGCGGAGGCGGUGGGGGUGAUGAGUGAAGAGGUAGCGGGUCUGGACACGCGGGAACAUGGGGGAAUGCUUGAGGUCUGGUCACUGGUAUUCGGGUACGGACACAGGCCGGCGGGAGGUGCGUGGGCGGAUGCAGCGGCUGCUUGGAAGUGCGAAACGGCGGAGAAACACUGGUGGAAGGCUGGUGCAUUGGCACUUGUCAGUGUGCCCUGUGAGGUGCGGCUCAAAGUGUAGGUCCUAGCAAGCAAGCAGUGGACGGAAGCAGGCGGCGGGGUGACGGCGGCAGUGGCGGCGUGGUGUCAAUCCCGUGGAGCAUGUGGAUGGGCUGUGCCGCUGUGGCCCCCUCUGUGACAGCUUGCAGUUGUUUUGGGGUGGGGUCUCCAACUCUCCAUGCAAGCACGCAGGAGGAUCAGGAGGCGGGCCCCGGGGAACAACCCCAGUGACAGACAGCACCGGUGGCAAUGACGUCUACCCAUGCCUUU
Molecule: messenger RNA, 1698 nt
Organism: Chlamydomonas reinhardtii
Lineage: Eukaryota; Viridiplantae; Chlorophyta; Chlorophyceae; Chlamydomonadales; Chlamydomonadaceae
Exons: 7
Coding region: 181-1245 (354 amino acids)
Cellular component (GO): nucleolus; small-subunit processome
Molecular function (GO): small ribosomal subunit rRNA binding
Source: RefSeq, a predicted model, not a curated record